AUCUGAACCACCGUCCAACUGACUACUGACGCCAGCUACACACAAAGCAGCAUGACUCGUUCCUCCGCUAUCGGCUUCAGUCCUUACCGCCUUUCAAUCUUCGUCCACAGCGAGGUGAGCACCCGCUGUAAGAUGCAGGGUAGACUCCCAGAUGUCUGGUCCGAGACUCUUGACAACCCCUCUGAGACUGCCACUCAACUCGGGCGCUUUGGACACCGAAUGUAAGCAAUGUAUGUGAGACACAGCUGAUCAUGCUGUGGAUGGAUGGUGAAGUGGCGAUGAUCACUUUGUAGGUACCGAGGAUAGGCAAGAAGAUACGAGACUCUGGUGGUGUUGCAGCAUACAGACUCGAUAUGCUGGUACAGCCCCUGGUCGCUGGACAGUGUUGUCUCUGUCAUAGAGAGUCUGCUGAAAGAUAUGGGUUUGUCGUUGAUGUCCGCAGGAGGGACAGGAUCAAGGAUACCUAGGUAUGUAAAGGCAAGUCCAGCAUACGACAUGCUCGUCCUGCGACUACCGUUACUUCAAGCUCGUCGUUCAAUGCGAGAGGCACGUGCUGCCCAGAGAGAAAGAGAGAGUGACUCUCCAAUCCAUCUGCACGUGCCUGUCUUUUGCUUGAGUCAACAAGGCUUCUCUUGUCUCCAGUGGUAACCGCCUUCUGAACAACUCACAAAGGUCGCUUGACCAAAGCUCCGCCUUCACACCACUAACUUUGUACGGCUUCUUCGCGCAAAAACUGUUCACCUUAGUCGAUAUCCAUUUCACAAUUCGACAUACAGCCGUCACCAUACCAUCGACCCUGUUUGACUUGACACUGGGCAUAAAAGGCUGGUUUCGAGCUUUUCAACUCUUUAGCCAUGGUUAUGCCUGUGCGCUACUCAGAAACCGUCCGUCUGUACCUGUCUGAUCAACUUACAAGACGUUUACUCAGGAAAACAAUCUUGUACCAAGACAACCAAACCAUAUCGCAUCAGUACCGACGAUAUACCUGCUUCCCCCUGCUUGAGAGAUGGAUCCGGAUCGAGCCACUCCCUGCGCCAGCCCAAGCUACAAGAUCUACCUAUCCGACGAAGCCAUCAAAUCCAUCAUCUGCCGCAGUCUUCCCGACGUCAAAGAAGACCACAUCACCAUCGAACAGCUUGGCUCGGGCAAAUCGUUCAACAACCGCAUUUACUACGUGGAACUCAGCCAACCCACUUCAAUCUGCCGGCCUACCUGGAACGGUGACGGCGUCGACGUCUCUCGAAACCCCAAGCGUGAGCAAGUAUCUUCCCUCGUGCUCAAGAUUGCGGGCUUCCCCUUCGGCGGUGCGAAGAUACAGAACGAACUCGCCUGUCUCCUCCUUCUCGAAAAAUACUGCCCUUCAAUUCCGACUCCCGCACUCGUUGCAUGGUCCGAAGACGGCCGUCGUAUCAAAACUCCCGUCGACACUCGAGGCUCGCGCGAGCGUUCUCUGUCUGUACCCAUCCAGCUCAAAACCUUGACCAUCGAAGAUGGAGACUCAACUGCACCCCGUGAAGAGACCACCGACCAGGGCUGGCUCUUGAUGACGCGCGCCCCGGGUCGAACCAUAACCCAUGCCGAUCUCUCCGGCGUCCAGGGCGCGAGCAUCAUGCACCAAAUCGCUGAACACGUUGCAACAUGGCGCCACUCCCUGCCUGCAACCCGCGCAGUGGGGAACAUGCGACUGAUUGGUAGCAAAUCCAUCCCUCCAGCUUCUGCGACGCUGUACGACAAAGCCAUCCUCCCAGGCUUGGACGUCUACAUUGAUGGGAUCAUUACGAAGCCGACAUCACAGUCGCCGUUGAAAACAUACCUCGACUACAUCACGCAUAUGUUCCGCGCGAACCUUCGCACGCUCAAGAACUGCAAACUCCUCCAGCGCAAUGAGGAACCCGUCAACACCCUAGUCCGACAAUUCAUCAAGGAUACCCUGCCCAAGUUGACCCUGCUCCACGGCAAGAGCAAAGCCACCAACAUGGUCUUCACGCACUACGACAUCUCGCCACGCAAUGUUCUCGUCUCGCCUGUCGGCCACGCUGCCGACUCCUCCUCUAACGUCGUCGUCAGCGCCGUCAUCGACUUCGAAUUUGCAGGCUUCUACCCCGCGGCCGAAGAGUUCACGCACACCGUCGAGAACAGCCAUUCGGAGUGGGCCGUCAAUCUCUUCGGCGAGUUUCUGUCCGAGUUGGACCGUCGCGAAGCCCUGCCCGCUUGUCUGGCCGAGAACGUCUCGUGCGCACCCAUGGACGGCGUCGAAGUCGAGUUCGGCGAGGACGAACAUAUCCCCUUUGGCGGACCGGACUUCCACCAGGCUGUUUUGCUCCAUCGUGUCGCGGCGAACAUUGCGCCUUGGUGGAUCAAGGAGAGCAGCGAGUUGAGCGAGGACGAACUCAAGAGCGAGCUUGAUGGAGCGAAGAUGAGGAUCGAGAAGGCGGUGAAGAUGCUAGGCAAGAUGGUCGAGAAGAAAUAAGGCAUGAUAACCAUCACCGACGGGGCAUUUUGACCAAGGGGCAUACAAAGAUGUGUGAGCUUAGCUGGGCACCGGUUUAGGGAGUUGCCACGGCGUGCGACAAUGUGAGCUGGGGAAUUCAGUUCAGAAGUGAUAUCGAGCUUUUACUGUAUCAUUGCUGAGUCAUUGGACUACUAACGUAGUAACUUACUUACUACCUGAC
This is a messenger RNA of Exophiala xenobiotica, 2672 nucleotides long. RefSeq lists its product as uncharacterized. The record is from RefSeq and is a predicted model, not a curated record. NCBI's taxonomy places the organism in Eukaryota, Fungi, Ascomycota, Eurotiomycetes, Chaetothyriales, Herpotrichiellaceae. The transcript has a single exon. The coding region runs from base 1007 to 2470 and encodes 487 amino acids.